Messenger RNA from Rhinocladiella mackenziei CBS 650.93, 561 nucleotides. RefSeq lists its product as uncharacterized. NCBI's taxonomy places the organism in Eukaryota, Fungi, Ascomycota, Eurotiomycetes, Chaetothyriales, Herpotrichiellaceae. The record is from RefSeq and is a predicted model, not a curated record. The coding region runs from base 1 to 561 and encodes 186 amino acids. The transcript has 2 exons.
AUGCUGCCACUCGAAUCCUUGCCAGAGCUUCGCAUUUUGGUAUUCGAAGAGGUCCACUUUUCCACCCGAGAGAUAUGCCGCUGGCUCUUCAUUCAACCGAAACUGAAGAACCUGAUCCUGCUCAGACCAUAUUUACACGACCACUGGAAGGACUUGGUGAAGAAAUGGUCUGAAGAUUUGGAGUUUGUCCCUUGGGAUCACGACAACAAAAAAUUCGAGGAAGGAGACGAGGAUUUAAAGAUCCCAGCUCGGGUGUCAAGUACUGCCAUUCUCAAAUACAUUAAUAAUGGAGGAGCGAACCCUUUCGACAACCGACGAUGGAGAGUAUUCGAACGGGACCCGGAUGCCGAAGCAGAUCAUGAUGGCAUAAAUGACUAUUUGUCGGACUAUUCAGACAUGUCUGAAUGGCGUCCAAUCGAUCAUCCAGAGCCUAUUGAAGACUUCGAUAGACCAGAAUUCGAUGAGGAUUAUGAUUUUGAUGCUGAGGAGAUAGCGACGAGGACGUUUAUGGUUAGGAUUGUGGGAAGGCUGGCGAAAACUACAUCAGCUGGGUUGACGUAG